UCUAUAGAGUGUACGUGUAUUGGUCGUCACUUGAAGAGUAUUAUAAUUUAACGGGCAUAUUAAAGUUUUCUAUUUAUUAAUAUAAAGUUUCGCUCGCUACUAGACAAUUUAUUAUUACGUUAAAACAAUUCAUGAUGAAAAUUCGGUUUAAUCUCGUGAUUUCGGCCAUCAUCGCUAUCGUUUUCGUCGUGUCUUUGGUGAACGCAAAGAAUAUUUUGCAGAAUCCUGUUGCCGAUAAUCAGUCUAAGUCGAAGAAACCUAGUGUGAAACAGUCAUCUGAUAUACAUUUACCUAUAUCCCAUAUUGACGCCGUAGAAAAGUCCAUGACCGAUGACACUACAAAUACCACUUUGGACAUGCCUCCAUCGAACACAACUGCGAAAACCUUUGUCAAGGAAACAGUCAACAACGACACCACCAACUCGACGUCUAUCGAGGAUACAACUAUUUUACAAGCAACGACAAUAACUAGCGUAGAAAUGGUAACCGAAAACCAGACGUCCACAAAUCAGACAACUGAAAGUGGACUUUUGACCACGAGGUAUGUGAUCAAUCCUAGUGUUUUUACUGAAUCCACUAAGUGUCCGAGUGGACAGACUGAAAAUUCAAACGGAGGAUGUUCACCAAUAUUUUAACAAAGUGAAUCUUAUUUCGAAAGAAUCUUUCAAAUGAUCACUACAUGUCAAAAAAUCGAUCUUGAGAUUAGAAUAACAUUUAUCAUUAAUUAAUAAAUUAAAUGUAAUAUAAUAA
This is a messenger RNA of Melanaphis sacchari, 750 nucleotides long. RefSeq lists its product as uncharacterized. The record is from RefSeq and is a predicted model, not a curated record. Bases 132 to 635 code for a protein of 167 amino acids. The transcript has a single exon. Lineage: Eukaryota; Metazoa; Arthropoda; Insecta; Hemiptera; Aphididae.